ACCUGAACAACUAAACCACCCCUCAAUCAUACCACACCUAAUAUACCCUCACCCUCACACCCAUCCACCCACAACAAUCCCUAUCAAUUCCCCCAAAAUGAACCUAACGCUCUUCUCCACAAAAUCUUACGACGCGCACUACUUCACCACAACCCUCAAAGCCCUCCAAUCCUCCCCCACGCACGACCACCUCAACCCCCUCAAAAUAACCACCCACCCCUUCCCGCUCACCCUCGCAACCGUUCCCCUCGCAACCUCCAGCGACGCAAUCUGCGUCUUCGUCAACGACACCCUCGACGCACCAGUCCUCCGCGCACUAUGGGAGAUCGGCGUGCGCGCGAUCCUGCUCCGCUGCGCAGGCUUCAACAACAUCGACUUACCGGUGGCCGAAGAACUAGGGUUCUUCGUCGCGAACGUGCCCUCGUACAGCCCCGAAGCGGUAGCCGAGUUCGCCGUCGCGCUGCUCCAAACGCUGAACCGGAAGACGCAUCGCGCGUAUAACCGGGUGCGCGAGGGGAAUUUCAACCUCGAGGGGUUUCUGGGGAUGACGCUCCACCGGAAACAUGUUGGGGUCGUGGGGUUGGGCAGGAUUGGGAUUGCGUUUGCGAGGAUUAUGGCGGGGUUUGGGUGUGUGUUGGUGGGGUUUGAUCCUAUUAGGGAACAAUCGUAUAAAAAGGGUGGGGGGGAGGAAGAUGAAUUUACGGCAACGCUCGGCGGGAGAUAUGUGGGGACCGUCGAGGAGCUGCUCGCGCAGGCGGAUAUCGUCAGUCUGCAUUGUCCGCUUACCGAGGCCACCAAGCAUAUCAUCUCGCAGCAGAGCUUGCGUUCCCUGAAGCGCGGGGCGAUUCUCGUGAAUACCUCGCGUGGCGGGCUGAUUCACACGCGCGACGCCAUCGGCGCCCUCAAGGACGGCACCCUCGGCGGGUUGGCGCUGGAUGUCUACGAGCAAGAAGGCGAUUUGUUCUAUAAUGAUCACUCCGCGGAGAUCAUCCAUGAUGAUACGCUGAUGCGCCUGAUGACCUUCCCCAAUGUGCUGGUCGCCGGCCACCAGGCCUUCUUCACGCAGGAGGCGCUGGGUGAGAUCGCUCAGGUGACGCUGACCAAUCUGGAGGAUUUCGUCGCCAAGAGGCCGUGUCGGAAUUCCUUGGUCAGGGAGGGGCAUCUAUUUGUCGAGGAGGAUAAACAGCCUGUUCGGUUGUGAUUUUUGCGGUAUUUGUGUUGGUUGCUAUGUGACAAGGGAUGUGGCGGAUGCUGGUUGUGCAAUUUUCAUUCUUAAAUUGUUCUCGAGGCUAUGAAUUCCAAGAUGAUCAAGUA
Molecule: messenger RNA, 1314 nt
Organism: Aspergillus homomorphus CBS 101889
Lineage: Eukaryota; Fungi; Ascomycota; Eurotiomycetes; Eurotiales; Aspergillaceae
Product: 2-hydroxyacid dehydrogenase
Exons: 1
Coding region: 98-1201 (367 amino acids)
Molecular function (GO): NAD binding; D-lactate dehydrogenase (NAD+) activity
Source: RefSeq, a predicted model, not a curated record